Molecule: messenger RNA, 1262 nt
Organism: Cynara cardunculus var. scolymus (artichoke)
Lineage: Eukaryota; Viridiplantae; Streptophyta; Magnoliopsida; Asterales; Asteraceae
Product: zinc finger protein CONSTANS-LIKE 2-like
Exons: 3
Coding region: 1-1107 (368 amino acids)
Biological process (GO): regulation of flower development
Cellular component (GO): nucleus
Molecular function (GO): protein binding; zinc ion binding
Source: RefSeq, a predicted model, not a curated record
AUGUUAAAGGAAGAUAGGAGUACCUUAUGCUUAAAAGGUAGUACCACAAGAGGUGGUGUUUGGAUGUGUGAAGCAUGUGAACAAGCUCCGGCCGCCUUCCUAUGCAAGGCGGAUGCAGCCUCGCUCUGUGCCACCUGUGAUGCCGUUAUCCAUUCCGCAAACCCUCUUGCCCGCCGCCACCAUCGCGUCCCAGUGAUGCCGAUUCCAUAUGGACAUCAAGAAACUGACCACCCAAGGUCUAUACUUGGCGUAGGAAUCGACUCUCAAGGUGGGUUUUUAUCCCAAGAAUCAGAAUGCACCAUAGAUGAUCAGGAUGAAAAUGAAGCAGCUUCGUGGCUAUUAUUCGAUGAUGAUCCUGCCAAGAACAGUAAAAACCAAAACCAAUAUGGUAACAGUAACAGUAACACCAAUGGGUUUUUGUUUAAUGGGGAUGAGUAUUUGGAUCUUGUUGAGUACAAUUCUUGUCAAGAAACUCAGUUCAGUGAUGAUCAUAAAUGCAAUGAUUUGCUAUUUGAUGAUCAAUAUAUGACUGAUGCUAUUGUUACUCAUAAAAUCCAGCAGAGAUGUGACACGGUGCCACGGCGGAGUUAUGGCGGUAGUGAUGCCGAUAGCGUGGUGCCGCUUCAGUAUGGUGAGGCAAAGAAACACCACCACCACGAUUUCCAACACCACAAGUUUCAGUUGGGGAUGGAAUAUGAGACCUCAAAUGGUGCUGGCAAUGGCUAUCCUGCUUCACUUUCUCACAGUGUUUCAGUGUCAUCAUUGGAUGUUGGAGUUGUACCAGAGUCCACAGUAACCGAGGUAUCAAUCUCGAAUGCGAGAACUCCGAAAGGGACAAUAGACCUAUUCUCGAAUCCUUCCGAUCAGAUGCCAACGCAACUUACUCCAAUAGACAGAAAGGCCAGAGUCCUCAGGUACAGGGAGAAGAAGAAAACAAGAAAAUUUGAGAAAACCAUCAGGUACGCGUCUCGGAAAGCAUAUGCCGAGAAAAGGCCAAGGAUCAAAGGCCGUUUUGCAAAAAGAACAAAUGAUGAUGUGGAGGUAGAGCAAUUGUUCUCGACGACACUAAUGACAGAAGGCGGAUACUGCAUCGUCCCUUCGUUUUAAAUUGAAGAAUGCUUUGAAAAAUAGUCUUACCAGUUAACUAGAAGAUGCAUAAUUUUCCUUAAUGUAACUGUUUGUUUCCAUUCAUGUUGUAAGGAUAUCAUAGUAAAUCUUGUAACUGUGCUUCUGUUUUCUAUAAAUGUAUGCAAUUUUUCCAA